Messenger RNA from Ruditapes philippinarum (Manila clam), 6384 nucleotides. RefSeq names its product myeloid differentiation primary response protein MyD88-like. The record is from RefSeq and is a predicted model, not a curated record. Gene Ontology annotation, biological process: defense response to Gram-positive bacterium; Toll signaling pathway; MyD88-dependent toll-like receptor signaling pathway. The coding region runs from base 82 to 1626 and encodes 514 amino acids. Lineage: Eukaryota; Metazoa; Mollusca; Bivalvia; Venerida; Veneridae. The transcript is spliced from 6 exons. Gene Ontology annotation, cellular component: plasma membrane. Gene Ontology annotation, molecular function: TIR domain binding; Toll-like receptor binding.
UUUAUAUGACGUUUAUUACAAUAUGCAUACGGUGACAUUAAAGAUUGAUUAGGUAUUCUCCAAUUGAAAGUGAUUUUCAAAAUGGCGGAGGGAAGCGAGUUGCCAGAAGAUUGUGUUUUAAAUUCAAAAUAUGUUCAGAUUCCUCUGGAAGCGCUGAAUUCAAGUUGCAGAAGACACAUUGCUUUACACUUAAACUUAGAAGGAAGUUUAAAUGAAGACGUUAAUUUGAUGAAUGAUUUCAGAGGACUGGCAGAAAUGGUCGGUUUUGGCUAUUUAGAAAUUAAGAAUUUCGAGAGAGAGAAAAGUCCGACAGAGCAGUUACUUGAAGAUUGGACCUCCAGACCAGAAUUCUCACCAACUGUAGGAAACUUGUGGAGUUAUUUGAUGUCUUUAGCAAGGUUUGAUGUUCUCACUGACAGUAAAAAAUUCAUUGAGAGAGAUUGUGACAAAUAUAUUGAAGUCAAAUCCAGAUUUAAAACUAACCAGAAACCAAUUCAGGAUAGCACAGUGUCGCAGACAUUAGAUCAUGAUGUUGAUGAAUCUGCUGUUAUGACUGUCAAUGAUGUUAUUAAAGGCAUCCCUACAAUAUACGAUGCAUUUGUGUGCUAUAACCCAGAGGGAGAAGACUUGAUAUUUGUACGGAAACUUAUAGAGAAACUUGAGGAUGAGAAUGGUCUGAAACUGUUUGUACCAUGGAGGGACGACCUUCCUGGUGCCUCACACAAUACUGUUACAGCUAAACUGAUUGAACACAGAUGUAGGAGGAUGAUCAUUGUUAUAUCACCCAGUUAUUUGCAGAGUUCAGCUUGUGAUUUCCAGACAAAAUUUGCUCAUGGUCUUUCACCAGGUUCACGAAAUAAGAAACUGAUUCCAGUGCUGAUACAAGACUGCACCAUUCCUGAAAUUUUGAGACAUAUCACCUGUUGUAACUACACAAGGAAAGAAUUACUGGAGUGGUUUUGGACAAGGCUUGUAUCCUCACUAAAGGCACCUUUAAAUCCGUCUGAAUGUAAGUUCCGAAACCAAACUGAAUUAAAUACGUUGAAUCUGGAUACUUCAUCAUCGGUACCUGGCUGGUCAGAUUCAAGUUCUAGCCAGGGGUCAAGUUCAUUGUCAAGCGUUGGUUCCAGUGGAACGUCAGGGUCAUCGUCAAUGAGUACAUCAACUUAUUCCUCUGGUUCCUCCUCGGAUACAAGAGGUAAUGAUUACAUUCAGCCGACAGCAACCUACCCACCUUAUCUGGAACUGUUAUCUGCCUCUCCACCAUUACCCAGGAGAUCAAAUGAUUAUGAACGAAUCAGUAAUAUUCGUCGUUUACAAGGGGUGGAUAACUCUGCUUCAAAUGAAGUUGUUGCUGAUACUUAUGGUCAAAGAACAGCUCAUUACACUCAGCCAAUAGCUACUCAGGAUAGAAGUCAGUCGCCUAGCAAUGCAGCCAAUCGGGGAUACCAGACUUUGCAGACAUCAAGUUCAGCAGACGGACAGACGCAGCAGAAUUUGUCCCCUCUUGCUAGAACAGAUCUGUCAUCACAAAGCAGUUCUCCAGGUGUCAAUCGACGACCUGUCCCACCAAUUCCUACACAAAACUCCUGUAAACAAAAUGAAGCAAGAGAAUAUUUUUGCUGAAAGGAUACAUAUUGUGGACCUAAAUGUAACAGAGUACUGGGAUCACAUCUUAAGCUCCCCUGAGUAUUAGUGCCCUGAGGUGAGCUUUUGUGAUGGCACUGUGUUAGUGAUCUAUCAUUUAUUGUUUCUUAUAAUAACAUCUCAGUUGAGUGACCUAGGGCCAAUUAUCUGUCUUGUUCGUUUAAAAGGAUCUGUUUUAUGAUAGCUUUUAUCACAAACUGUCAUUACGGACAUAUACUGGAAGCAUAGACAUAUCAAAUACAGUGUACAUACUGUAGAAAAUGAAAAAGUAUACAUUUUACAUUCUUAUUUUAAUGCUGAGAUAAAUUGUUUAAAGAUACAUGUUUUUUAUUGGAUAUCUCUCAUUUUGCAUUUGAAAUUUCUUUCAUGCUAUCAGCUGUAUAAAGAUGUAUAUAGAUAUUGGCAUUUAUGAAAUAAUAUGCUUUUUAGAAACAUUUAAGUGCUGUUUUAUAUUGUAUGAUAAAUUUUUCAACUUAGUUUUUGGGCACUUCCAUUACAUAGUGUUUAAAGUUACCAACCUUAAGUCUGUAGCCAUUACUGCUUAUGGUUUGAAUCUCACUAGGACUUCAGGUAGUUUAUGAAAAGGCCAGUGGUUCCACAUAUGGGCCUAAAAAUUCUUGAAAUACCGAGUUACCUGAAUUUUGUUUUGUAAAGUAACAUCUACAGUGUUAGUGAGACUUUGAAACAUUGCUCAACAAGUUUCAACUGUUUCAGAGUGGUGUCCUCAGCCAAUGGUUUAGGUCAUUGACUUCAAACCACUUGCCUCUCACAGCUCAGGGUUCAAUUCCCGCCAUUGACUUUGGAAUCUUUCAUGUAAGGAAACUAUCCAGCUUGCACCUGGCCAUUGUUGUAUCUUAAAUAAUGCACAAAGAAGCACCUGAGGUCUUCCUGCUCUUGUCGCCAUAUGACCUUUACAAUGUUGAUGAAAUAUAAAACAAAAAAGAAAAAAAAAAACAAGAAAAACUUAUUUCAGAUGUGUUCUUCACCUGUUUAUGUACCUACUUACAAUUAGAAUCAAAAAUAGGUUUGAACUUUUUAUUAGAGUGAAAAAUUGAUCAAACCAUUUUUUUUACCACUUUAGUAGUUAUUAUUAUAAUAAUGUUCAUUUGAAAACUUCUUAAACAUCAUUUUCAAGAAAUAAGUAAUUUCCAUAUACGCCAUGUGAUCAAACACAUUUCAGUAAUGUAACUAAGAUGUUGUUAUGUAUUUUAAGAAAUUUGACAUUAGUAUUGCAUAAUUAUCAUGUUGUUUUUACAUUCUUGUGUUGCUGAACUACUUUGUGUAAUAAAUGUAGCUCGAAUUCUUUAGCAUAAUGUAUUAUGUUGCAACAGAUCAAAAGACCUACUUUUUUCUAUCAAGAUCACUUUACAAUGAUCUAUACACUAAGCAAGCAUUUUCCUUUUACAAAAUGCUAUCUUUUUAGCUCACCUGUCACAAAGUGACAGGGUGAGCUUUUGUGAUCGCUUUUCGUCCGGCGUCCGUCCGUCCGUCAGCCGUCCGUCCGAGCCAACAUUUGAUUAUUAUGAGCUUUAUUCCGUAGUUAAAUAAAGAACAUAAACUCAUAAAAUUCAAAUUAAGAGCUAUUUUUUUGUUUUCAUGAGCUUAUUUUGCUUAUGGACGUUGGUCCAGGUGGUGUUUAUGAGCUGAUUUGCCUCAUAAACAUCAAAUUUUGGUAUGUCCGUCCGUAAACUUUUACUUUAAAUGACAUCUCCUCAUAAACCACUAAGCCAAUUUCAUUCAAACUUCACAGGAAUGUUCCUUUGGUGGUCACCUUUAAAAAUUGUUCAAAGAAUUUAAUUCCAUGCAGAACUCUGGUUACCAUGGCAACCGAAAGAAAAAACUUUAAAUAUCUUCUUUUAAAAAACCCAAAGAGCUAGAGCUUAGAUAUUUGGCAUGAAACAUCUUCUAGUGAGUGGCUACCAAGUUUGUUCAAAUAAAAGCCCUGGGGUCAAAAUUGGCCCGCCCCAGCGGGUCAUUGAUUUUCCCUAUAUGCAUAUAGUAAAAACUUAAAAAAUCUUCUUUUAAAGAACCCAAAGAGCUAGAGCUAAGAUAUUUAGCAUGAGACAUGUUCUAAUGGGUGUCUACCAAGUGUGUUCAAAUAAAAGCCCUGGGGUCAAAAUUGGCCCCGCCCCAGGGGGUCAUUGAUUUUCCCUAUAUGCAUAUAGUAAAACUUAAAAUCUUCUUUUAAAGAACUCAAAGAGCUAGGGCUAAGAUGUUUAGCAUGAAACAUGUUCUAAUGGGUGUCUACAAAGUUUGUUCAAAGAAAAGCCCUUGGGUUAAAAUUGGCCCCGCCCGGGGGUCAUUGAUUUUCCUUAUAUGUGUAUAGCAAAAAACUUAAAAAAUCUUCUUUGAAAAAACCCAAAUAGCUAGAGUUUAGAUAUUAAGCAUGAAACAUCUUCUAGUGAGUGUCUACAAAGUUUGUUCAAAUAAAAGCCAUGGGGUCAAAAUUGGCCCCGCCCCGGGGGUCAUUGAUUUUCCUUAUAUGUGUAUGACAAAAACUUAAAAACCUUUUUUGAAAAAAAACCCAAAUAGCUAGAGUUUAGAUAGUAAGUAUGAAACAUCUUCUAGUAAGUGUCUACAAAGUUUGUUCAAAUAAAAGCCCUUGGGUCAAAACUGGCCCUGCCCAAGAGGUGUCAUUGUUUUUAAUUAUAUGUGUAUAGUAAAAACUUUAAAAAAUCUUCUUUUAAAAAACCCAAUGAGCUAGAGGUAAGAUGUUUAACAUGAAACAUCGUCUUGUGGGUGUCUACUAAGUUUGUUCAAAUAAAAGCCAUUGGGUUAAAAUUGGCCCUGCCGGGGGGUGCAAAGGUCAUUGUUUUACAUUAUAUGUGUGUAGUAAAAACUUAACAUCAUGAAACAUCUUCUAAUAGGUGUCUUCCAAGUUUGUUCAAAUAAAACCCUGGGGUUUAAACUGGCCCCUCUCCGGGGGGCCUAUAUACAGGUGAGCGACCUCAGGGCCAUCAUGGCCCUCUUGUUACAAUUGUUAAGGUGUAAGCUUAUUUUAUAAUUUCUUUCUCUUACUAAAUUAUCAAUUUCUUAAUCUAUUUACCAGGUUAUUGCUUUUGUUUUAUAAUAAGUGUACCUAUAUUGAUAACAUUGUGGGCAUCCAUCGCUUACAUUGUGGGCCUCCAUGGCUUACAUUGUGGGCAUCCAUGGCUUACAUUGUGGGCAUCCAUGGCUUACAUUGUGGGCAUCCAUGGCUUACAUUGUGGGCAUCCAUGGCUUACAUUGUUGGCAUCCAUGGCUUACAUUGUGGGCCUCCAUGGCUUACAUUGUGGGCAUCCAUGGCUUACAUUGUGGGCAUCCAUGGCUUACAUUGUUGGCAUUCAGGGUUGGCAUUGGCCUCCAAAUGUUAAAUCAUGCAUAUUUUCCCCAACAGAUAUUUUUUAUAUCAGAUAUUUACAACGCAAUGAAAGGAAUGAAGAAGUACAAAUGACAAAUAUUUGACAUUUGUUUGAAAAGUGCUAAGGACACAAUAGUUCUAAAAGUGUAGUUUAGCUAGAUUAAAAAUUGAUAAUUGUAGUUUUCCUUUAUUUUUUUUUUGUUGUUGUUCUAAAUUUCUUUGUUUCUUUCACCGUUAAAACCUGCACAUCUCAACUCAUAAAUAGCUGAAUCUGAUUUUUAAAUAUUUUUUGAUACAUGUACAUUGUAUUGGUUGGUAAGUUAUGUCUGUAUAUCCACCAGUCAGUAACCUAUUCCAAUAUGAGAAUCCUUUGAAAUGUGAACCUCAGAUUUUGAUGAUGUUGUUAAUGUUGACUUGUAGAUACAGGUCAUUAGGUCAAAGUUCAUGAAAAAGCUUGUCUCACUUAUAAAUAGGGAAAGUGUUAGCCUACAUUUACACAUACAGAUUAUGACAUUGGUUAGGAGGUCAAGGCAGACAACCACGUAAUUUUGUCCCAAAGUAAUGGCGUAAAAGUUUUAAAUUCCUAUCAAUGCUGAUGGCAAUAGGUCAUGGUCAUGAUGUUUUUAAACAAAAUAUGGCUUACAGUCAUCAGAUGUGUUAAAGUUGGUGGUAAUUUGACGGAUUUGUCCAUAAUUUUUUCACAUACAUUUCAUGUUUUAGUAUGAAUAGAUACACAUGUUAAUUUGAUGAUAUUUCUAAAUAGAUGAUUGACAAAUCAUAACUUAACCUCUUUGGUCAUCUCUGAAGUAUGAUAUUUAAUCUUAUUUUAAAGGGUUUAAAAGCCUAAAAAUAUAAAAUUACAAUUUUUUACAUAAAUGAGCUGGGGCACUUAAAACAGAAGUAUAUACAAAGAUAGUUAAGAAAUAUACUUUGAAAUAAAUUGAAAAUCAUAUUAUUAUGCUUGCAUAAGCCCGAUUUGAGUGAAAAGUGUUUAAACACUUUUCAUUUUUUUCAAUUUGAAUAAUUAUUCUGGGAAAACAAAGUGCCCGAAUGAUCUGAAAUUUUGCACAUAUAUUAAUGGUCUAAACCUACAUCCAAUGGUACAUUUAUCUGGAAAAAAAUAUUUUCAGUCCAAUCAUGUCAAAAAACCUCAUUGGAGUCCCUUUAAGGAGAGCAGUGGUUAAGGUGUCUGUCCCUCAGCCCAGAGAUCAUGGGUUUGAGCCCUACUCGGGUCACGAUCAUGUUUCCUCAUAUGACACCAUUACUGGUUAGUUCCAGGAAGCAGACUUGAAAGUGAUUAACAUAAGAUGCAAGAACUUGUUUUGCAAUCGAGCUAAAAUGAAUUUAUAUGUUUAAUCUAAACUUGUUUUACACAUACAGACAAGAGUCCUUGGGGG